CAACUUUGCUCAUACAUCCAUUGCUGCAAGGGAAGAAAUACGUGUGAAGCCACAGAUAUCAGAACUUCAGUGAAAUAGCAGGUGACAGAACUUUGUUCUUGUCAGGCCCCCAUCAAACAUUAAACACCUUCCCCUUCCUUCACUCACUGAUCUCCUCAAGUGCUGCACGUGGCUGAGAUUAAAGCCAUUUCCCCGGAUUAAUGUGCUCCGCACACAGCGUUGCACAAAGGACUUACCCAAAGAACAAUUAAAGCGCCUGGUCAUUAUCCCCCACAUUCAAAAUUUUUCAGAACAAUUGAAAGCAAGUAAGAGCAAAGAGAACCACUCAAUUACAUUUCUGAGUGAGCAGAGGAACUCCAGCUGAACACUAUCAGCAGAGGGAAUGUUCAACUACCUCCGGAAACGCUUUACCAGCCACAUCAGAGAACGUAGCCGGCGAAGAGCAAGGCUUGUCUCUAAAGAUGGAAGGUGUAACAUAGAGUUUGGCAAUGUAGAACAGUCAAGGUUUGUCUUUUUGAUUGAUAUAUGGACAACUAUUCUGGAUCUCAGAUGGAGAUACAAAAUGACUAUCUUCAUUUCAGCAUUCUUAGGCAGCUGGUUUCUCUUUGGUCUCCUCUGGUAUGUUGUGGCAUACAUACACAAAGAUCUUCCAGAAUUCAAUCCUUCCAUAAAUCACACCCCCUGUGUUGAGAAUAUCAACGGCCUGACUUCAGCUUUCCUGUUCUCCUUGGAGACCCAGGUAACCAUCGGUUAUGGCUUCAGAUGUGUCACAGAACAAUGUGCCACUGCCAUUUUCCUGCUCAUCUUCCAGUCUAUCUUGGGGGUAAUCAUUAAUUCUUUUAUGUGUGGUGCCAUCUUGGCCAAGAUAUCAAGGUCCAAAAACCGGGCUAAGACCAUCACCUUCAGCAAGAAUGCUGUCAUCAGCAAACGUGGUGGGAAGCUCUGCCUCCUCAUUCGGGUGGCAAACCUGAGGAAGAGUCUGCUGAUUGGGAGUCAUAUCUAUGGAAAACUUCUGAAGACCACCAUCACCCCAGAAGGAGAGACAAUCAUUUUGGACCAGGUCAACAUAGAAUUUGUAGUUGAUGCUGGCAAUGAGAAUCUCUUCUUCAUUUCCCCAUUAACUAUUUAUCAUAUCAUAGAUAAGAACAGCCCAUUCUUCCACAUGGCAGCAGAAACCAUUCUGCAGCAAGAUUUUGAAUUGGUGGUGUUUUUAGAUGGCACUGUUGAAGCCACUAGCGCUACUUGUCAAGUGAGGACAUCCUACAUCCCAGAAGAGGUGCUCUGGGGUUAUCGCUUUGCUCCCAUUGUGUCCAAGACCAAAGAAGGGAAAUACAGAGUAGACUUCCAGAAUUUCAGCAAGACAGUGGCUGUGGAGACUCCCCACUGUGCCUUCUGCCUCUGCAAUGAGAAAGAAGCUAAAGCCAAAGAGAAGAAAGGUUAUGACAAUCCUGGUUUUGUCUUGUCAGAAGUUAGUGAAACCAGUGACACAAAAAUGUAGUUCCAGAUAUUCAUGGGACUGUAUCUUUUUUCAUAAUUAAUUCAAUCUUGAGAGGAUUAAUAACUUAGUAAAACAAAAAAAGAAACACAGGUUUGUUUUAACUCUGAAACAGCAUUUAUCUUCUCAAAAGCCUCAAAUCAGAGAGGAACAGAAUACCAGUGAUCUCCAGAACACUAUUUAACUACACUCUAUAUAUAUUUCAUAGAAGUUAUAUUUUUAUACCUAUGGGACAUUUUAUGAAGCUGCUAUGUUGGAAUGUCCAACUCACUUAAGUUCCCAGAGGCAUGCAAGUCUGUUAAAAAGCCUGAAAAGAUGGAGAAAAACUUUAGGACAUGUUGAAGAUACAAAGCUGUUUGAAUGAGAACGUGAAAAGGGGAGACAGAAGGCAAAGCUAAAGAAACCUUAGGAGCCAAAACCUCAAAAAAAUUGUAUGUUUCUGGUUGCCAAAGUCCUCUAUGAAAGCAGACGCUCUGGCUCUGGAACACUUGAACACUUCUGAACAUUUUGCAACAAUUCUUUCUUUGAGGCUGGUACUUCUACAGAAAUGGAGCAUUAAGGGAUGGUACGUGCUUAGGAAGCUAGAAAAGACAAAUCUUGGGCCAUCCUGCUGCACCUAGAACUCUAAAAUAUGACUCCUCUGCUGUGAAAGCCUUUGAUUCCUUUCAGGGAAAAAUAGCCAAAUGGGAAUGAGAAGUGAAAAACCAAGGAGAAGCAGAGACCCACUACAGGAGAAGAGGAAUUUUGCAGCUUAUUCCUAACUGUCUCACCCUGCAGAUACUCUUCCACUUCCCCAGGAGCUGGCUAACUGUGAAAUUAGGAAACAUCUGAAGACAACUGUCCAGAAAGGUGAGCCGCAGUGGGGAGAUGAAGAACACAUUGAUUGCUUCACACCUGGCAGAAAAGCAAUCCACUGGGAGAAGAGAGGAAAUUCCCAGCUCUAGAUGUAUCCUUCAAAAAAAUCCAAUGCAAACACAGAUUAUCUUUUCCUUUGAAGCAUGAAGGUCUUUUUAAAACAAAAACACAGCAUAGGAGCCUCCCACCAACAGUGGACUUCAGAUUCAGUUCCAAACUGUUCAUCUCACCACAGCAAAAUGUGCAUCCCUACAGGAAACAAGUUCUGCUCAGUGGUAGCUAAGUAGUGGUGAACAUUUUCCGGGUAUGAUUUUUGACAUUUAAGUUUCAAAUGCAACAAGAAUUUUCAAUAACUUUUUGGUAAAUUUCCACUUCCUCACCCCCCC
Molecule: messenger RNA, 2736 nt
Organism: Harpia harpyja (harpy eagle)
Lineage: Eukaryota; Metazoa; Chordata; Aves; Accipitriformes; Accipitridae
Gene: KCNJ1
Product: potassium inwardly rectifying channel subfamily J member 1
Exons: 2
Coding region: 383-1498 (371 amino acids)
Biological process (GO): potassium ion import across plasma membrane; regulation of monoatomic ion transmembrane transport
Cellular component (GO): plasma membrane
Molecular function (GO): ATP-activated inward rectifier potassium channel activity
Source: RefSeq, a predicted model, not a curated record